This is a messenger RNA of Brassica napus (rape), 682 nucleotides long. RefSeq lists its product as uncharacterized. Bases 1 to 516 code for a protein of 171 amino acids. Lineage: Eukaryota; Viridiplantae; Streptophyta; Magnoliopsida; Brassicales; Brassicaceae. The transcript has 2 exons. The record is from RefSeq and is a predicted model, not a curated record.
AUGUAUAUCCAACAGCAGCCACAGCCGCAGACCACAUACAAUUUAUCAAACGCUUCCAUCUGUGCCUUCGUCUUAACAGUCUGUGUUAGUUUUAACAAGGCCUUUUACCGGAUUCUUAUCAAUGGUUUAACAAUAGCUCUUUCGAUAAGCAAAUUCUGCUUUUGGAUGGUGAGAAGAUACAAAAACAGAGAUAAUUGGCUGUAUCAACCUGUUGAUCAAGCCAGACCAGAGGACUGGUCUGUUCAGUUUGAAGUAAGAGAGAGGCAGAUAGAGAGGUACAUCACCUUAAACAUUGUAUGCUCUUGGGUAACGAAUGGUCUCUCCUUGAAGCUGAAAGAUGAUCUCUUGAAGCUAAAGAACCCAUCACUAGAGUCAGUAAAAACAGAAAGUAAGUACGGAGCAUAUAAGAUAUACGAGGCUAAACCAAUCUUCUUUAAGGAAUCAUUUCACUUAUCCUGGGUUCAUGUAAUUCUCAACAGAUAUUUUAGCAAAAUCUCUUUAUCAUUGAUAUUAUAGGCUAAUCAUCAACCUUUAUGUCCUCCUGUAAGUAACAAAUAUAUUAGACACUUACAGAGUGAGUGUGGUCCUUAGCGAUAUUUUGGUUGCUUAUCAUUGUGAUCUUGAAGCAUAGACUCAUACACAUAAAUUAAGAAAUCAGAUCAACUAUGGAAAUAUGAGGAAA